AUGGCGGAAGGACGCAGAGAACAGCCGCCCCAUCCUCUCCUCUCCUUACCACCGGCCAGCAAGCGACCCUGCCUGCGCCCUGCUCCCCGAGGUCCCGGUCCGGGGCCCGGGCACGGCAGCGGGUGGCCCAGCUCCCGGCUUCGUUCCCCGGAGUCUCUUCUGGACUGCGCGGCGAAGGCAGUAGCGGAAAAGUGGGCCUUCGAGAGAGUAGAGGAGCGCUUCGAGCGGAUCCCGGAGCCCGUCCAGCGCCGCAUCGUCUACUGGUCUUUUCCCCGCAACGAAAAGGAGAUAUGCAUGUACUCUUCGUUUCAGUGCCGAGUAGCCGGCGAGGAGGGUCCGUCGGCGGCUACCGGCGGGGCUGGGGGUGCAGGGUCCGGAGCUACAACCGCCGGCGGUGGCGGAGGAUCUACCGGUACGACGGCUACCGUGGGGACAGCCGGAGCUGUGGGAACGGGAGACGGGCUGCCUUUCCGCCGGGGUAUCAGGCUACUAGAGACCGGCUGUGUGGAAAACGUUUUACAAGUCGGGUUUCACCUCAGUGGCACAGUAACUGAACCCGCCACAUCAUCAGAUCCAGAGGUCACCCACAAGGUGGCCAUCAGCUUCGACCGAUGCAAGAUCACCUCCGUCACUUGUGGUUGCGGGAACAGAGACAUUUUCUACUGCGCCCAUGUGGUGGCGCUCUCUCUUUACAGGAUUCGCAAGCCUGAACAGGUGAAGCUGCGGUUGCCUAUCUCAGAGACGUUGUUCCAGAUGAACAGAGAUCAGCUGCAGAAGCUGGUGCAGUACCUGAUCACGGCCCACCACACCGAGGUGCUGCCCACCGCUCAGAAACUGGCAGACGAGAUCCUCUCCUCCAACUCUGAGAUCAACCAGGUCCACGGCGCUCCGGACCCGACUGCAGGCGCCAGCAUUGAUGAUGACAACUGCUGGCAUCUGGAUGAGGAUCAAGUCAGGGAGCAAGUCAAACAGUUUCUGUCACAGGGAGGAUACUAUGGCUCUGGGAAGCAACUCAACUCCAUGUUCGCGAAGGUGAGGGAGAUGCUACGAAUGCGAGACUCCAACGGAGCCCGAAUGCUGACGCUCAUAACGGAACAGUUUAUGGCAGACCCUCGAUUGUCGCUAUGGAGACAGCAAGGCACGGGCAUGACAGACAAGUGUCGGCAGCUCUGGGAUGAACUAGGUGCAUUGUGGGUGUGCGUGGUGCUAAACCCCCACUGUAAGAGCGAGGAGAAGACCGGCUGGCUGAAGCAGCUGAAGAAAUGGGGCGACAUGGACAUCUGCCCGCUGGAGGAUGGCAACUAUGGCAGCGAGCUUCCAAACAUCACCAACGCUCUGCCGCAGAGCAGCCUGGCACAGGACUCUCUGACCAGGCCGAGGAGGUCGGUGUUCAGCCGGGCCGUGGAGGCGUGUGACCUCCACUGGCAGGACAGCCACCUCCAGAGGAUCAUCAGCAGCGACCACUACAUGUCUCCAUCCUACCAGAGGGAGGGGGAGAGCCUGCUGUUCAACCCCCAGGGCCUGCCGUUGUGGCUCGACCACGUCCCGACGGCUUGCGCUCGCGUUGACGCCCUGCGUUCCCACGGCUACUCCAGGGAGGCAUUACGAUUGGCCGUCGCCAUCAUCAACACACUCCGCCUACAGCAGCACAGACAGAUGGACAUCUACAAACACCAAAAGAAAGAUCUCCUCCAGAGGGGCAUGACCUCCACCACCAACCUGGAGGGCUGGGUGGGUCAUCCCUUAGACCCGAUUGGCUGUCUGUUCGUCACCCUCACCGAAACCUGCCGUGUGGACGACGACAGCACCAUGGAUACGGGAGAUGGUGACCUCAGGCCUCCGGUCUACCACCAUGUUCCCGUGUGGGGCAGCUCUGAUGGAGGGGAGUCCUACCUGACUUUGGCCUUAGAGGUAGCUCUGAUGGGAAUGGGCCAGCAGAGGAUAAUGCCCGAGGGUCUCUACGCUCAGGAUAAGGUGUGUCGUAACGAGGAGCAGAUUGUCCUGAAACUUCAAGAACUCGAGCUAGACGACCUCCUGGUUCAGACUCUUCGGAAACAGUCCGUCCAGCUACUAGAAGCUGGUCCGUUCAGCGGUCUAGGUGAGGUCAUCCACAGGGAGAGUGUUCCCAUGCACACCUUCGCUAAGUACCUCUUCACCGCCCUGCUGCCACACGACGCAGACAUGGCAUACAAGGUGGCUCUGCGCGCCAUGAGGUUGCCGGUGCUGGAGUCCUCCGCAGGCUCCGGGGACGGGGGCCACCCUCACCACGGCAUCUCCAUCGUUCCCAGUAGAUACCCGCGCUGGUUCACUCUGGGUCACCUGGAGUCCCAGCAGUGUGAGCUGGCCUCCACCAUGCUCACUGCUGCUAAAGGUGACAUGUUGAGGUUGCGCACGGUGCUGGAGGCGAUCCAGAAGAACAUCCACUCCUCUUCCUUAAUCUUCAAACUGGCCCAGGACGCCUUUAAAAUCGCCACCCCCGCAGACAACCCGCCCGAUAUAACUCUGCUCAACGUGGCACUGGAGCUAGGCCUUCAGGUGAUGAGGAUGACUCUGUCCACACUGAACUGGAGAAGGAGAGAGAUGGUUCGAUGGCUAGUAACCUGUGCCACUGAAGUCGGUCUGCGGGCGUUGGUGAGCAUCCUCCAGAGCUGGUACACUCUCUUCACGCCGACCGAGGCCACCAGCAUCGUGGCGGCCACCGUCAUGUCCCACAACACCAUCCUGCGCCUCAGCCUGGACUACCCCCAGCGCGAGGAGCUGGCCAGCUGCGCCAGGACCCUCGCCCUGCAGUGCGCCAUGAAGGACCCCCAGAACUGUGCCCUGUCCGCCCUGACGCUCUGCGAGAAGGACCACAUCGCCUUCGAGACGGCCUACCAGAUCGUGAUCGACGCGGCGUCCACGGGGAUGACCUACUCCCAGCUGUUCACCAUCGCGAGGUACAUGGAGCACCGGGGGUACCCUCUGCGGUCCUUCAAGCUGGCCUCCCUCGCCAUGACCCACCUCAACCUGGCCUACAACCAGGACACGCACCCAGCCAUUAACGACGUGCUCUGGGCUUGCGCGCUCAGCCACUCCCUGGGUAAAAACGAACUCGCCGCCAUCAUCCCCCUGGUGGUAAAGAGCGUGCACUGCGCCACGGUGCUGUCUGACAUCCUGCGGCGGUGCACCAUGACCGCACCGGGCCUCGCCGGCAUUCCCGGGAGAAGGAACUCUGGGAAGCUAAUGUCAACGGACAAAGCGCCAUUGCGGCAGCUCCUAGACGCCACAAUCUCGGCGUACAUCAACACCACGCACUCUCGACUGACGCACAUCAGUCCGCGGCACUACGGAGAGUUCAUAGAGUUCCUGAGCAAAGCACGGGUGACUUUCCUGCUGGCACAGGACGGCCACAUCCAGUUAGCCCAGUUCAUAGACAACCUGAAACAGAUCUACAAGGGCAAGAAGAAACUGAUGAUGUUGGUCAGGGAGCGCUUCGGCUGACCUUUUACCCCCCCCCCCCACUCCUUGAGAAGUAGUUAAACUUAUUUGUUUCUAUUUAAGGUUUUUUGAAUUCCAUGUGUUUUUGACUUCUUGAGUUGAGCCAUUUGUUGACUAAGUCUUAAGUUUUUGUCCUGUUUUGUUGUUUUGUUUCUUGAAUGUGAACCAGAAAGUGUUUGCAGUGUGUUGCUCUACUUCAUUGAGAGUGCAAAAAGGGAGAAAAUGACUUAAAAUGUCAGAGAAACAACAAAUAAAAACAAAGCGUUUUCACCCCCUACAACUAAUGUUAAAUUUAGUAUGAAAAACUAAAAGGAUUGUAAAAAAGAAACUUUUGUUUUUCCGUGGCACAUGACGAUUUAAAAAACCAAAAGAUUUAGUUGGAUGGGGUUCUUACUUUGAGCCAGACGAUGCUUUCAGCUGGGUUCAGGGAGAAAAGGAAAGGGAAGUGGUUUUCAAAGUGGAAGGAACUUUUGAAAGUCAUUUCAAAACAGAAAAGAAAACAUACUGAGGUCAAAAAAACACACUUAGUGUCACUCUCAUACCUCGGCUGUAUUAUUUGCCAGCUUUAACUUCUCUAUCAGAAAUGGCCCAUUUCCUUCAGGGCAUGUUGGAGUAGAAAGGGUAGAAAAGAGAGCUACAUGUGUGAGGAGCAACCAUGUGACUUACCAGAGUGCAUGUUUCAAAUCCAGAAGCCUGAAAGUGACAUUAUUCAGGCUGUUCUAGCUAAGGUAGAGUAGUUGAGGCUCCACGUGCACAUAUAUAUACAGAUAUAUGUCAUCCUAUAGGCUUAUAGACAGUGAUAAUACACAACUGUGACAAACAAUGGGGUCAAAUUCCAAUCUUUAGAGGCACCACUGCACUGCUGUACAGCUAUUUGUGGCCAAAACCUUUAAACCUAGAAGACCCAAAAGGUCACCUUUCACUCGCUACAUCAAUGAGAAACAUAAGUCAAGUCUGCGCAUCAUUCUCAUCAGCUUUCAGCAUUUAUUUGACCAUAUGUAUUCUGUUAGAAAGCUUUGGAACAUGCUUGGACCUUAUUGAUUUUAGUGACUUAACCAAAGCCAAAAUCCCCUUUUCCAUCUCAUAAACAUUUUCCGGGAACUCAGGAACCUUUUAAGAGUUGUUUCCUGGAUCUUUUUCAUGAACCUAGAGCAUGACUAAGAGCAGAAAUCUGGUUCCAACGUUUGAUCUUUUACUUCCAACCCCUAGAGCCCCGACAUUCCAUAAAGUACUUUUUACCAAUGCUCUUGGGACCUGUGCGGUACUUCCCGUUCCUGGUUAGUCAAACAAGCACUAUUAAAAUAUAAUAGCCAUUAUUAUCUUAAAAUAAAUGGGAACUUGGAGAGUGCAGACCUCCAAUUAAUGAGAAGUAAUGCUUGUAUCAACCCAAGAUUGGGAACCCCUCCAGGAACUAAUGGGAUCUUUCCUUUCACCAAGUUUCAAAACAUUUCCUCUCAGUAGUUUUCCAUCAUUUCUGUCAAACUGACAGAAUAAAUGGAAUGGAAAUAAAAAAAAAUCCUUGAAAAAUAUACUUAUCUAAAAUUAGGUUAGAGCGAUUCAGUGCUAAACCAUUCAACCAUUGUGGACAGAUAAUAACAAUUGUAUCUAGAGAAAAAUAUUUUUUUAUAAAAUUUAAAAUAGAAUUAGGCUUAUACCACUUCUGCACUAAUUAAUAGAUCAACUGUGUAAUAAAAAAAUGGGCUUCUAGUAACAACCCCACAGAGAAUUAUUACUUGUUUCUAUUUUGCCUUAGCUUUUUAGAGUCAUGUAGCUAAAUGUUUGGUCUCGCUGGGACAUCGUCCUUGUGUCCAACAGCAGCGGGUUGUUAGCAUAAAUGCUAACUUAGAUACCUUAUACCAAACACAUGCUAGCUGGUGGAGACCAAAACUGAGCUAGAGUGACUAUUAGGUUAGUUCACCUGAACAUGAAUCCAAACGAACACCAAUGUUGCUCAAUCUCUGCUCAAUGUGCAUAACAGUACAUUAGCAACUGUUUGCUAACGUAUGAGCAACUUGGUUAGGUGAUAAUGUUGUGCUAGCUUGUUCCAAUGCCCCCACUUGGCUAAAACAUCUGUUCAUUUUGGUUUUAUUAUUGUUUGGGCUUACUAAAUAAAAUAAAAAAUGAUAUAUCUAAAACAUCAAAAAACAAAGUAAUCACACUGGUUCCAUCAUGGCUAAAGCAAAAUAUGCCGAUUUUGGUUGAUCCUGAAGUUCUAUUUAAUUCCGUCAGUCCCUUGGUUUUGUUAUGUAAAAGGGUCUAAACUUGCUAAAGCCAUUAACUUGUAAAUGCUACUGGAUUUAGUCUUUCUGAACUGUCAAAGAGUCAUAGAUACACAGUGCAACAAAAAAAAUCUGAAUGAUUCGAUGCCCACACUCCUGUUUCUUACCCAAAGUAAGUGGGUGUUAAGUGCAAAGUGUUAAUGGCAGUAUACAGAACGGCAAGAGUUUGAAUCUUUAAUGGUCGGAGAAAACGUCAUCUUAUAAGCACUUCACACAAAUACCUCUUCAGUACGUUCCUGCCUGCUUCAGCAUUUAUUUAUUUAUUGUUUAGUAACUUUGUUUGACUGCAUAUAACACACACACACACACAGCUAGUUGUUCAGUCUGUUAAUGGCUGGAGAAUAGGGGAAUCUUUUCUUGUCUGCUUUUUACAUUCCAUGAGAGCUACCUUCACCCACUACCCUCGUAGUCAGUCACAACUCUGGGCCUUUCGAUCUGAAGAAAUGCAGAAAGAAGAAUGAAACAAAAAAAGGAAAACUGAGCAAAAGAACGCGUAUGAGAGGCUAAACUCAGUUCUCAGGGACAUCACUUAAAGAAACAAAACAAAAAAGUAGUAGCAUUAAGCAUUUAAGAUAUUGUAAAUAUUAAAGUGUCAAUUCAGAAAAUUGUAAAGUUAUAAUUAUUUAUGAUAAGUAUGUUACGUGUUUGUUUUUACUUUUAUGUUUUUUAGUUUUUAGCGGGGGUUUACUUGAAUUGUUUGGACGGGGAAUUUGACAGCAUUUUUUGUAAGAGCAAACACUUAAAGGCAUUUCUCAGGUGCUCCUGUGUACAUUUCUUUCAGUUUUGCUAUAAUAACUGUUAUUAUUUGUCAUUUUCUUUGAUUUGCAAAGACAAAAAAAAAAGUCUGUUUUCCAAAAGGAAGCGUUGAGGAUAAUGAGGAAGGCAUUCAUUUGUAAAGAUACGUUCUAAACCUGACUAUGCAGAACCACUUCGAAGGUCUUGUCACCUCUUAAAAGAUGCCCCCCCUCCAAACUUAAACGUGUGGAAGAAGAGACUCAGUGGACUGAACCACUAUUAAAGAGAGGGGGGGACAGACAAAGACAAGACUCAGCAUGCUUGUGUUUGGACAAUGCGCAGUAGCCGGCCUGCAUACGCUGCAACAUAAAGAGAGGGGAAAAAAAGACAAAGGUGGAAUAAUGCCUUUUGUGAACGAUCAAUGUACAAAGUUUAUUUUUGCUUUACUUCUUUGUUGGUUUUAUUUAAUCAGGACUCAUGCCUUUAGUGUCUUCUCGGAGGUGUCGUGUGGCGGCGCCGCAGUGAGACGGAACAACACACAAAUGUCAAAGAGUCAGAAACGGCAACUGUUUGAACAAAAGGAGACGGCCUGUGGAUGACCUUGUGUUUUUAUUUUUUAUUCUUUCACGACUUCUUUUCUCAUUGCUAUACUUAUUUUGUUAUUUCAUCUUCACUUGUUCAUCUCCUUACCCCCUCUCACAGGGUGGAGCAAUGCAUGGUCAGUGAGCAGCGUUCAGGGUAACCACUUCCUUUUUGUAUCCUAUUGAGUCAAAGAUUUACUCAAGUUAGUGGGUUUCCAUCUUCUGCUGUUGCAAAUGUUCUAUAGAUGAGGAUAGAAAAAGGUUGAUGUCAUGUUCUGGUUACUACAUUAGCAUGAGAAGGUUAUCUUCUUAAAUCAGAGGGAUAUUAUUAUUUACUACUUUCUUAACUUUAAAGUUCCAUCCAGCUGCUUUGUGAUACAUUUACUGACAGCAUUACUGCAAAUAAGUCCCUCCCUCUGACUUGAUCUGUGUUUUUCAGUCUUUGUUAACUUUGUCCGCCAGUUCUUAUUCUUUCUUUCCUUCUUUCUUUCUUUAUUUUCUUUAGCUGUUAUUAAUCUAGUUCACCCACUGUUUCCCAGUUUGUUUUGGAUUAUUUCUAAUUUAAGGGAAUAUGGAAAAGUGUUUCUUGCCUCUUUGUGCUACUGAUUAUGAAAAGGUAUUUCCAGUAUUUGUUGCCACAGAAGUAUGAUAGUUUAUCAUCAACACUUGUUUUUGUUUUUUGUAAUUUUUUUGCGCCACUUCUUGAGCUACUGUCUAUAAAGCGAGAAUUUAUUACUAUUUAUGUAACGCUACUACCAUUUUAUAUUGAUUUGUGUUGGAAUCUCAGUGCUUUUCUAUAAAUAAAGUGUGAAACACGUUACAUGGA
Trematomus bernacchii (emerald rockcod) is the source of this 7898-nucleotide messenger RNA. RefSeq names its product zinc finger, SWIM-type containing 5 (gene zswim5). NCBI's taxonomy places the organism in Eukaryota, Metazoa, Chordata, Actinopteri, Perciformes, Nototheniidae. Gene Ontology annotation, cellular component: Cul2-RING ubiquitin ligase complex. The transcript has 16 exons. The coding region runs from base 1 to 3480 and encodes 1159 amino acids. The record is from RefSeq and is a predicted model, not a curated record.